AAUCACCCUAUAAAUGGUUCUUGUACUUCACUCCAGUCAGAUAAAGAAUCACCAUGCUACAUAUUAUCGCUCUAUUCCUGGUGUGUGCAGGAGCCGCUGCAGAACUCCAAUGCACGGUGAUUCCUGGAAAUCUGAAGCAGGUGGACGCUGGUGCCGGUGAAGUGUACGGUGUGAAUAAUGAAGACACCAUUUACCACUGGGUGAAUAAUAACUGGAAAGAGAUUCCGGGAAAGCUCAUCCAUGUGACGGUGGGCCCAGCCGGCGUUUGGGGAGUCAACAAAAAUAACAACAUCUACAAGUUCCAAGAUAACAAUUGGAUGCUUGUGUCCGGUCUUCUGAAACAGGUGGAUGCUGGAGGGAACAAGUUCCUGUCAGGUGCCAAUGGGGCUGAUUCAAUUUACUGCCUGGACCAGGGACAAACCGUUUCCAGAUCUGCUGCUCUCUUAUAUACCCACCUAGAUGGGAGUCUGAAAUAUUACAGCUGUGGCCCCUUUGGCUGUUGGGGAGUGAACAGCAACAACAAUAUAUAUUACCGCUACAAUGUGAAGCCCACAAGCUGCCAGGGAAUUCAAUGGCAGAACAUACCGGGGAGUCUAGUCAUGGUGGAAGUCGGUACUGACGGCUCUGUGUAUGGUGUGAACUCUGAUGGCAAUGUGUACUACAGGGAGAGCAUCUCUGCUAGGAAUCCUAUCGGAACAUCAUGGACAAAACUGGAUUUUUGUAGCAAGUUCAGACACGUAUCCUAUGAUGAUGGCUACCUAUGGCUUCUCUCAGAGAAAGGAGACAUCUUUAGGUGUAAAGUCAAUGGUUCGGUUAUUCCGACCUUGUGAUAACAUUGACUGAAUAUGAGAGCAAAAUCAAAAUAAAGUCUCAGAUAAGGGAAUAUACAGUGUAAUGAUUUCUUUGUAACAGCGGGACUGUCUAAAAAAUAAAGCAUGCAAAGUCAA
This is a messenger RNA of Pseudophryne corroboree (corroboree frog), 947 nucleotides long. RefSeq names its product fish-egg lectin-like. The record is from RefSeq and is a predicted model, not a curated record. Bases 54 to 830 code for a protein of 258 amino acids. Lineage: Eukaryota; Metazoa; Chordata; Amphibia; Anura; Myobatrachidae. The transcript has 4 exons.